ACUGUGACUGUUCCCAUCCUGGGUCCCGCCUGGGGUCUCGCCGCUUCGAUCAGUGGCACGUGGAGGGGGAAAGGUGGUGCAGAGUGGGUGUGUGGGUGAGAUGGGUGCCUGGUAGGACACGUGGGGCAGGUUUGCUGGUGUAUGAGGUGGGCUGGUGGCACCCAAACAGGGAAGGAAUGCCGGGGUGAAGCCCAGGCGAGGAGCACAGGCUGCAGGGUCUGUGAGUGCAGGGUGCUCCAUCUCAGCCAGGAGAGGAGAGAUGCCAGUGAGCUCUUGUGCUGGAGCCAUGCUUGGCACCAGUGGUGGGGAGGGAUGUGGCUCUGCCAUGCUUAUCUUGGCACCCAUAACCUGCUGCUGAUGCCCUCCUGCAGCAUGGGGCAGGGACUCUGUGCUGCUGCCCAGGAUGGCUGUGGGCAUCACCUGGGCAGGGCAGGGGCAGGGCUGGCCCCUGAGUGCUGGCACAGGCUGUGCAGGCACAGGCAGACACAGUCUGUGUGUCUGCACAUGCUCUACUUGUGCUGCCCACGUUUGCCUGCUCCCAGAGCCACCUGCCUGGGUGGUGGCAGAGCCAGUGAGCACCCAUGGGUGGGAGGGUCAGCCAGGGAUCCUGGGGGCUCCUUCUGCUCUGCAGCUCUUUGACUCUUCCCAGAGCAAGUCUGCUGUUAAUUCCCUCCAUCUCUCCACAGUAUCAGCAGUCACCUCCAGGCUGGGCCAUUGGCAGGCAGGCAGCAGCGGGCAGCUGGGAGGCUGUGAGGAGCCAGUGGCACAUCCCCCUGCAUCCCUGCUCCCGACUCUCGCAGCAGAAGGUGUGGCUGACUCCUGGCUGUCCUGGUCCGUGUGUUCCCGGUGGGCAAGUCGGAGGCUUGGUGUGAUGGGGAUGCCCUGAGCCCUCGCCCCAGGAGCUUCAGGCCUGGAUGUUGGUGCUGUUUCUCCCGGACAAUGUGGCUGAUACUCUGGAGAAGCCCUCUCUUCCCCCCUGUUCUCCAAGUGCCUGAGCUGGUGGCCAGCUGGGACCUGCGUCUCACCCUCUGGGUCCUGAGCCUCGCCUCGAUGGUUGUGCAGAUGGAGGGCCAGGUCUACUCGCCAACUGUCAACACACACUAUGGGAAGUUACGAGGGGUGCGUGUGCCAUUGCCCAGUGAGAUUCUGGGGCCCGUGGACCAGUACCUGGGGGUUCCUUACGCCGCCCCCCCCGUCGGGGAGAAGAGAUUCAUGCCCCCCGAGCCGCCACCGUCCUGGUCGGGCAUCAGGAACGCUACCCACUUCUCACCAGUCUGCCCCCAGAACAUCCACAACGCUGUUCCUGAGAUCAUGCUGCCCAUCUGGUUUACCUCCAAUUUGGAUAUCGUGGCCACGUACAUCCAGGACCCCAACGAGGACUGUCUGUACCUCAACAUCUACAUCCCCACGGAGGAUGGAGCCAGCGCUAAGAAACAGGGCGAGGACUUAGCGGAUAAUGACGGUGAUGAAGACGAAGACAUCCGGGACAGCGGGGCCAAGCCGGUGAUGGUGUACAUCCACGGUGGCUCGUACAUGGAGGGCACGGGGAACAUGAUAGACGGCAGCAUCCUGGCCAGCUACGGCAACGUGAUUGUCAUCACCCUGAACUACCGCGUUGGAGUGCUCGGGUUCCUGAGCACAGGGGACCAGGCUGCCAAGGGCAAUUAUGGGCUGCUGGACCAGAUACAGGCGCUGCGCUGGGUCAGCGAGAACAUCGCCUUCUUUGGGGGAGAUCCCUUGCGGAUCACGGUCUUCGGCUCCGGCAUCGGUGCCUCCUGUGUCAGCCUGCUCACCCUCUCCCACCACUCGGAAGGUCUCUUCCAGAGGGCCAUCAUCCAGAGCGGCUCCGCGCUCUCCAGCUGGGCGGUGAACUACCAGCCCGUGAAGUACACCAGCAUGCUGGCCGACAAGGUGGGCUGCAACGUGCUGGACACGGUGGACAUGGUGGACUGUCUGCGGCAGAAGAGUGCCAAGGAGCUGGUAGAGCAAGACAUCCAGCCGGCUCGCUACCACGUGGCCUUCGGGCCGGUCAUUGAUGGGGAUGUGAUCCCGGAUGACCCAGAGAUCCUGAUGGAGCAGGGCGAGUUCCUCAACUAUGAUAUCAUGCUGGGGGUCAACCAGGGUGAGGGGCUGAAGUUCGUGGAGGGUGUGGUGGACCCUGAGGAUGGCGUCUCGGGCAGUGACUUUGACUACUCGGUCUCCAACUUUGUGGACAACCUGUACGGAUACCCCGAGGGCAAGGACACCUUGAGGGAGACCAUCAAGUUCAUGUACACAGACUGGGCCGACCGGGACAACCCUGAGACACGUCGCAAGACGCUGGUGGCCCUCUUCACUGACCACCAGUGGGUAGAGCCAUCAGUGGUGACAGCUGACCUGCACGCCCGCUACGGUUCCCCCACCUACUUCUACGCCUUCUACCACCACUGCCAGAGCCUGAUGAAACCUGCGUGGUCCGACGCAGCCCACGGGGAUGAGGUGCCUUACGUGUUUGGGAUCCCCAUGAUUGGCCCCACAGACCUCUUUCCCUGCAACUUCUCCAAGAACGACGUCAUGCUCAGCGCCGUGGUGAUGACCUACUGGACCAACUUUGCCAAGACAGGGGACCCCAACAAGCCCGUCCCCCAGGACACCAAGUUCAUCCACACCAAGGCCAACCGGUUUGAGGAGGUGGCCUGGUCCAAGUACAACCCCCGCGACCAGCUGUACCUGCACAUCGGGCUGAAGCCACGGGUGCGCGACCACUACCGGGCCACCAAGGUGGCUUUCUGGAAGCACCUGGUUCCCCACCUGUACAACCUGCACGACAUGUUCCACUACACCUCCACCACCACCAAAGUGCCGCCACCCGACACCACGCAGAACUCCCACAUCACCCGCCGGCCCAACAGCAAGAUCUGGACCACCAAGCGCCCCGCCAUCUCCCCCGCCUACAACAGCGAGAACGGGAAGGAGAAGUGGAGCCCAGAGCAAGAGGCGGGCACCCUGCUCGAGAGCCCCCGCGACUACUCCACCGAACUGAGCGUCACCAUCGCCGUGGGCGCCUCCCUCCUCUUCCUCAACGUGCUGGCCUUCGCCGCCCUCUACUACCGCAAGGACAAGCGCCGGCAGGACACGCACCGGCAGCCCAGCCCCCAGCGUGGCGCCGCCAACGACAUCGCCCACGCGCCUGAUGAGGAGAUGCCCUCCUUGCAGGUGAGCCAGGGGCACCACGAGUGCGAAGCCGUGCCGUCCCACGACACCCUGCGCCUGGCCGCUCUGCCCGACUACACCCUCACCUUGCGCCGCUCGCCGGACGACAUCCCGCUCAUGACCCCCAACACCAUCACCAUGAUCCCCAACUCGCUGGUGGGGCUGCAGACCCUGCACCCCUACAACACCUUCACCGCCGGCUUCAACAGCACGGGGCUCCCGCACUCACACUCCACCACCAGGGUAUAGCUGCCCGCCGCCGGCGCACACGCAUGCACGCACGCACACACACGCAGCAGACACUGGCAGAGGGAGCGGCAGGGCCCACGGAGCCCCCGGCGGAGGGGCAGCACCCACGGACGGGGCAGCUCCCAGCCCAGAGACCUGCAGGGUCCCGGUGUGGCCCCGGCGCUUUCUUUUGUUCCUAUCUAACUCUUGAGAAGUGCUUUGACUCUCCCGGCCUCAGGGCCCCGCGGGUUGCCCCGGGACGCCAGUGGGGUGCAGGGGGGACGCGGUGUAAACCCUGCACCCGUGCAGGCGGGCGGGGGUACCCCACUGUCAAUGGCCAUGGGGCUGCCCGUGCUGUGGCUGUGCCUCCCAGCGGGGCGAUCACAUCCCCAGCGCUGAGCCCACUGAGCACCCUGGGACUGACGAGGAGCGGGACUGGGCAUCCCUCUCAGCCAGUGCCCAGGCAUCCCCAGGCAGCUUGGCAGCCCUGGAAAAGGCUCCUUCACUGUGCUGAGAAGUGGCCCUGGGCCAUGGUGCUAUAGGCAGAGGGAACGGGCGGGGUCCGGGGACCUGGCCACGUGCUGGUUGCGGGCGCUGGGGCCGGUGCCGGGGCUCGGGGACCCUGGGAGUGGGGCCCUGGGCUGGAGACUUGGCACCUCUGCCCCUCUUUGCGCUGCAGAGAAUCUCUUUUGUGUCAGUCAUUUCUCUUUGCAGAGACGUUUUUUAAAGCAGAUCUUUAGUUCUUUACACACUAACGGAGUCGCCGCGUUUUGUCCUUUGUAAAGAUUUUAAAACCAAGUGUUCUUGAUAUAAAAUAAAAAGCCAGUUAGAAGCCAGCGUGUGCGCACGGUGCCGGCCCCCCACGGCGCCCGCCUGCCGUGGGUGGGCACCAGGCAGGGCAGUGCCUCCUGCGCUGUGGGGCCGCGCUCUUUUGUAUUUUUUGAUAUUCUCCCUCCUCUGUCACCCGUGCCCACCUAUCUCAGCCAAAUAGCCUAUCCAACGGCCUGCCUGCGAGCACCCCCGCCCCGGUCCCUCCACUGCCACCACCGGCCAAGUGCCACCCGCCGCCCCGCGUGGGCAUCACCUGCUCUGAGCAACGUCUGUUCGCCCCCACGAACCCAGGAGCACCCCCCCAGGCACCCCACCCUGCCCUGCUCCCCCAGGAGCAUCCCACCUCCCUUCGCCACCGCCCCAGGGCCGUGCUGUGCCCUCCCUGCCCGUGCCGCUGCCCAAAAGCAGCGGUUUGCAGCCUGUGUCAGGGGUGGGGUGACAGGAGCAGAGUGAGCUGCUUUCCAACCUCGACUCUGCCUCCCAUGUUACUUCCACUGGGGCCUUUACCCCACUGUGGGGUGACCCCAGCUCUGGCAUCCAGGACGUGCAGCUGGGAUAGACGCCUGGGCAGGGACUCUGGGGGUGAUGCAGCCUGCGUGGUGCUGGAAGCACCUGUGCCAGGGCUGGAGCACCCGCUGGGCUGGUGUGGCCACUGAGCCACGUGUGGCUCAAGGCAAGUGGCUUUGGUGCAGCUGGGCAUGGAGAAGAAGCAGCACGGGAUCCCACGUGGGGCACCCCAGUCUCAGCUCCCCAUGAUGAGCACUGGCACCUGGGGCCUGGGGAGGCAGGAGGAAGGGACAGGUCCUUGUGGGGACACCUUACCUCGUCCCUGUGCAAGACGGUCCGGCUGGCAGACGCUGCCCAUGCUGGCGGCCGUGACGCACCGGUGCCGGCUGGCCCUGCUGGCCCUGCUGCCCGGGGCCAGCGCAUCGAUGGCCCUGCUGGCCCUGCUGGCCCUGCUGCCUGGGGUCAGCGCACCCACAGCCCUGCACCCUGCCCUGGCCCCCGCCCCACAUGGGGCUGAGGGUGAGGAUGCUCGUUGGAGAAUGUAUUUAUACCCUGUCACCCGCGCAGAGUAACAAAUUCCAAAUAAAACAGAAGUGAUAUUUUUAA
This is a messenger RNA of Myiozetetes cayanensis, 5364 nucleotides long. RefSeq names its product neuroligin 3 (gene NLGN3). Gene Ontology annotation, biological process: modulation of chemical synaptic transmission; neuron cell-cell adhesion; postsynaptic membrane assembly. Gene Ontology annotation, cellular component: cell surface; postsynaptic specialization membrane; synapse. The transcript is spliced from 6 exons. The record is from RefSeq and is a predicted model, not a curated record. Bases 940 to 3441 code for a protein of 833 amino acids. Gene Ontology annotation, molecular function: signaling receptor activity; neurexin family protein binding. Lineage: Eukaryota; Metazoa; Chordata; Aves; Passeriformes; Tyrannidae.